AUGUCCGAGCGUCGUGGAACGAAGGCACUAGAGUUAUGGUGCCGCCGAAUAGCCGAAGGCUACAAGGACGUUAAAAUCACGAACAUGAGCACCUCUUGGCGGGACGGUCUAGCUUUCUGCGCCAUUAUUCACAACUUCCGGCCGGAUUUGAUCGACUUUGCAAGCCUCAACAAGGACAACGUGUACUACAACAAUGAACUAGCGUUCACCAUCGCGGAGCAACAUCUCGGCAUACCGUCGCUGCUGGAUCCGGCUGAUAUGGUCAAAUACGAGGUGCCGGAUCGAUUCUCAAUUCUCACCUACCUGUCCCAGUACUACCGAGUGUUCAGCAAUCAAGAACCAGCGUCAAAUAAAAAGGUCGCCGAUAAGGAUACCAAAACCGAUGACCUAACCUCGAAGAUGGCAAACAAGACGGCUUUUGUGGGCGUUCCCAAACGUGCAUCCUGCAACCGUUGUAGUAAUCCCAUCUUUCUGGCAGAACGCAUCAGCUUCGGUGAAAAGAGCUACCAUCGAUCGUGUCUGAAAUGUGCCCGUUGCGGUACCCAGCUGACCGUGGGUAGUUUUUACGAAACGGAAAUAGACGGUGAAUACUGUUGUGAAACCUGUCCAGAUGAAGAGAUACAGCUGGAAAAGCGACGCGAAUCAUCCCCUUCGUCUGAGGGAAGCGGUCGUUCUUCAAUUAUCACCGGUGGUGUAACACCGGUUGCUGCAACCGUAGGGCUACCGAAAAACGUACGCAGCAGCAAGCUGCUUGAUCGGAUUUCAUUUUUCGAAUCAGCACCGCUGAGUGACGAAGAGAAAACGUCCAAUUUGGAACGCAAGACGCGGAUGAGCAACUUCCUGAAGGAAACGCUCCAAGAUGUAGAACAACGCAAAGAUGAGCCCGAAUUACCAUCAGUCGGACCACCGAGUUUGUUGACGAAUAGCAUAGAUGGAGUAGAGAUGAAUGAUACGAUCGAUUCGGAUAAUGUGGACGAUGAGUUUGAAAAAUUAGUGGAAGAACUGGAUGAAGAAGAUAUGGGCAGUGGAACAAAAACAACUCUUUCAAUCGUUCCAGACAGUAUGUCCCAUGAUGAUAAAGUUGAUUUACAAACUGAAUUGACUGUUCCUGUACAUACCGAGCCGACAUAUGAUCAAGCACUUCCCGAUGUUACAGAAACGGAGUUGAAAAGACAAGAAUCUAUGGAAAGAAAAUCAUCGAUGGAAAAAAUCGAAUCUUCCCAAGAUAUUGAAAAAGCUGUGUCUCUGACGAUACAACAAGAUUUGGAUGUAUUGAAGAACACCAGUACUUCCGGUGAAGCUCGGAACGAAAAGGACAGUGCUCUUGAGGAAUUAGCUAUUGUUGCAAAGGAAACGGACACUAUCGAUUCCAGUGAUUUGGAGAUCGUAAAUCAGCAGGAUGCCAUUGACGACAAGCAAUCCGAAAUCAAACAGCCAUCAGUUGAGAUCUCAAAGGAUGUUGAGCAAGAAAUUUCUGAGGUAGACGUUGAAGUGACGAUAGACACCGAGACUUUGCCAUCCGUUGCGGCAUCGGAACCAACCAUACAAGAAUCAGAUGUGCCUAAAGAAAACGACUGCACUGAAUUGAAAUUAUCACCUACGAUACUUAUCGAACCCACGGAUAAUACUGAAAGUAAAUGUACGGUGCCUAACGAAACCGUAGAAAACACGGUUCAUGACUCUGAAGUGCCUGUGAAUGAAGAAAAGAAAAUAUCAUCAGAAAGCAAUGAAGGAAGCAACGCUGCUGAUAACGUGCCAGUUAGCACGAAGCAAGAUGUAAAAGACGAGGAACUGUACCCAUCUGAUCUUAACCCAUUCGGAGAUGAUGGUGAUGAAGAAGAAGGUGAAAUAGCUGAUUUACGAAAGGUUCCAACUGGCGGAAAGCCUGUUCCGACUAUGCGCCGCGUAAGCACAAAUCCUUUCGGUAGUGACGAUGAAGAGGACGAUAAUCAACAGCAGUCGCCGUCUUCUAAACCACCGAGACCACCACCGCCGAAGGUGAAAUCAGUCGUUGCUUCGUCAAAACCUGUCCCAGCAAAUCCUUUCGACGAAGACGAUGAUGAUGGAGCAACCGACGAGCCGGAAAUAGUGCCAGUAUCCAAACCCUCACCACGUCGAACACCGGUUCCUACACCAAGAAAAGCGCAUGCCUAUAACGAUUCCAUCAGUUCUUUAGACAAUUCCUUAAUGUCAAGCAGCCGGUUGAGUAGCUCGAAUGUAUCGUUAGCGUCCAGUCUGGAGAGUGGCCCUUCGUCGAUGGUUGUAUCGAAACGCAAGAAAGGAAAAGCCCCCGAUAUUCCAAUUGCGGCCUUGGGUACUUCGACACCGGUUCUAACCCAGCAGCUGCAAGCGGCUUCGUCCGGUACGGAGAAAACAUCCACAGAAAACUUAUCUAUUAGCAGUGGAAGUGGCACCCUGACAACACCGCGCAAGAAACGAUUGGCUCCGGCACCGCCUCCAUUACCAAACACAACAUCAACUCCGAAACAAUCAUCGCAUCCGGAGGACAGCCUAACAAGAGUACCUAGCCAACGAUUGCUUGCUGUCGAUGCGAGUCUUCUGAGCAAUGCCGAUCGUGAACCUUCGGAAACAAUGAGUCGUGGAACAAGCAACGAAUCGGUAGUCUAUCGCCGAAUCAUUGUUCCGCUCGUACUGGAUGAAGAUGGACCAGAGUCACCGGUGCACGACGCAUCGACGAAUACCAGUGGGCGGCAAUGGGAAAAAAUGAAAGACAACAAGGAGGCACAAAAUCGGAACCGCCAAUCGCAAAGUUCCCCAACUAGCGAAGGAAAUAGUUUUGGAAGUCCCGGUGGAGGUUUCUCCAUUCUUGCGAACAAAUCGUCGCAAGGAAAAUGGAAACGUCGCAAAGGACCGGCACCAGCCUUACCGAUGAUCGCUGCACCACUGCCGGAACGGAAACCUAUCAAAAUGUUGCCGCUCAAGGAAAUUCAUCAGGAGCUGCAGAUCAUCGAAACGCAACAGCAAGGUCUUGAAAAGCAGGGCAUCGUGCUGGAAAAGAUGAUACGGGAACGGUGUGAGGGAGUGGAAGCGGACAUCGAUCUCGAUAUCAGGUUGCAGGCAAACUCGAAAGAGGUGGAAGAUUUGAUAAUGCAGCUCUUUGAGCUUGUGAAUGAAAAGAAUGAACUCUUUCGGAGGCAAGCCGAACUGAUGUACUUACGGCGCAUGCACAGGCUGGAACAGGAACAAGCCGAUUUGGAGUACGAAAUCCGAUUGCUGAUGGCACAGCCGGAAAGGAACAAAACUGACUCGGAUAAGGAAAAAGAGGAAGCAUUGAUUGCCCGCCUAGUCGAGAUUGUUCAGCUACGGAACGAAGUUGUCGAGUGCCUGGAGAUGGAUCGCAUACGCGAGGCGGAAGAAGAUUUGUCAAUUAAACAAAGCAUUGAGGAACGGGCGGCAAGCCAACAGUCGAAGCAUGGAAGUAGCAAGAAAGAUUCCUCUACCAGCGCUACGGCACUUUCACUGACCGAUGCCGAAAAACGCAACUCGUCAACGAAGCUCUCAAAGAAAGAGAAAAAGAAGCUCAAGGAAGCAAAGAAGUUGGUUAAAUCGAAAAAGAUCGACUCGGAAAAGGAUGCUGAUGAAACGGAAAGCAGUGUGGCAAAGGAGAAGAAAAAGAAGCGAAAGUUUCUUUUCUAA
Anopheles marshallii is the source of this 3657-nucleotide messenger RNA. RefSeq names its product MICAL-like protein 1 (gene MICAL-like). NCBI's taxonomy places the organism in Eukaryota, Metazoa, Arthropoda, Insecta, Diptera, Culicidae. The record is from RefSeq and is a predicted model, not a curated record. The transcript is spliced from 8 exons. Bases 1 to 3657 code for a protein of 1218 amino acids. Gene Ontology annotation, molecular function: protein binding.